AUGUGGCGGGAUCGCACCAACCUCUACAUAUCCUACCGCCAGUCAUUCGCACACCACCCGGCAAAAAAGCCACGUUUCGGCGCCUCCAAUGGCUUCGACGGCCCCUCCAAGCCGGAGGAAAGCCGGCGACUCAUCUCGGAGACGGGUGGCUUCGAGGAAGAUGGUGACAUGGUGAUUGAGAUGGACCUGCUUCCACCACGCUGGGUCGAUGUACAGGAGGAAGUCUCAGAGCUGCUGGCGGAUAUUGCGCAGAAGUCCUCGGAGCUAGAUAAGCUGCACCAGAAACACCUGCUCCCUGGGUUCGGCGACGAAGAUCUUCGACGACAGGAUGAGGGUGCUAUCGAGCGCCUGACGCAGGAAAUCACUCGCAGUUUCCACGACUGCCAGAAAGCUAUCAAGCGCAUCGACAUCAUGGUGCGCGAGUCCAAGCAGCAAGGCGGAGUCAGCAACGGCGAGGAGACCAUGGCCAAAAACAUACAGAUAUCUCUUGCGGCCAGGGUACAGGAAUCAAGCGCUCGUUUCCGCAAGAAACAAAGCACCUACCUAAGGAAACUUAGAGGCCUGGAAGGCCUGACGACGCCGUUUGAUCGAUCCCCAACACCGGUUCAAAAUCCCUUUACAGAUCCCUCCUUGAUGGAAUCGGAAGUGGAUAAAUCAUUUUCGCAGACAAUGUUGAUGCAGACUCAACAACGCGCGACGGGCCAACACGAUGCUGCCAUCGCGCAGCGAGAACGUGAGAUCAAUGACAUUGCGAAGGGUAUCAUUGAACUUUCCGAUAUCUUCCGCGAGCUACAAUCUAUGAUUAUCGACCAAGGGACCAUGCUGGACCGCAUCGACUAUAACGUCGAGAGAAUGGGCACCGAGGUCAAAGCUGCAGACAAAGAACUCAAAGUGGCUACAAACUACCAACGACGUUCCAUGAAGCGAAAGGUUAUGCUCCUCCUAGCCCUCGUGGUUAUAGGAUUAAUUAUCGUCCUUGUGGUAAAACCCAAAAACCACAGCUCUCCAUCGCCGCCGCCUGAAGACGAAUCCUCCAACAACAUCCGGUCUGUGCUUGCCUCAGUUGACAGAGCGAGGAGACACCCUACAUCCAAACGGUUCACCCGGGGCCGGUGGAGGGACCCGGAUAUAUUUCGGUGA
Penicillium canariense is the source of this 1140-nucleotide messenger RNA. RefSeq names its product t-SNARE syntaxin TLG2. The coding region runs from base 1 to 1140 and encodes 379 amino acids. NCBI's taxonomy places the organism in Eukaryota, Fungi, Ascomycota, Eurotiomycetes, Eurotiales, Aspergillaceae. Gene Ontology annotation, cellular component: membrane; endomembrane system; SNARE complex. The record is from RefSeq and is a predicted model, not a curated record. Gene Ontology annotation, molecular function: SNARE binding; SNAP receptor activity. The transcript is spliced from 4 exons. Gene Ontology annotation, biological process: vesicle fusion; vesicle-mediated transport; intracellular protein transport.